GUUUGCUUCCUUUAUCUCUUCUUGUUCUUAGUUCAAGUUUGGGUGGAUUGCUGGAGUUAGUGCCCGUUGCUAGCAGACAUUUUUCCUUCCAUACUCUUCCCCAUCUUUUCUUUCCCUCUGUUUUUUUGGCUUUAAUUACAGUGCCCAUGAAUCCUCACUUCUUCCCUUCCUCUUCAUCUUCUUCCUCUUCUUCUUCUUGUUCUUUUGAUUCUUCUUCUUAUACAGUUAUACUGUUAUUCUCUCGAGUGUCUGCCUCGAUCGCACAACCCAUGCACAGUUAAGAGUCAACCAUUUAACCCACAUGCUAGAUUUCAGAAAUUUAAGGAACGGGUAACUACAUCUCCUAACAGAUUCUUUUUUGGGUUUAUCUCUGAUUAUUUGAUAGCUAAAUUUCGAAUCUUGCCUGGCUUUUAGGCACUUUUUUCGUUCUGGGUUUUUGCCGUUUUAGUUAUCUACUUACACUGGGAAACUGUAAGUGUGUUAACAACUCUAUAUCUAGAAAUCGGUUUCUGGGAUAAGCCCUGGUAUAAACACUGGUAUAAACCCUGAUAAGCCCUGUGUUCUCUGGUUCUUUUCCUGGGUUUUGUGGAGGUUUGAAUCACUGUUUUGGCUAGUGGGUCUUUCUUCUUUCCCUUAAUCUUGAGUGUUAGGUGCCUCGUUUCUUGUUCAGGGACUAGGAAGACUGCUUUUUUCAGUUUCUUUGUUGAAUAAAGUAGUGUUUGGUACUUUAAUUUUCCCUCUCUUUAUGCAAUUUUAGCUUUUUUAUUCCUAGUUUAACUGGACGGUUAAGUAUAGAGUUGAUGUUGGAUGCUUUCAUUUUUGUUCCCAAACUCAUCACCCAAGUGAAAUUAAGAAGCAGUGGAAUACCCAGAAGCUAUCUCCAUUUUUUUGGGUUAGAUUUGAAGGCAUUGCAUCUGUUUUUGACGCUAUGCUGUUGCAUUCUUUCUGAGAUCCCCAUGAACUGGUUCAUUAAAAGUGGAUUAAUGGAGAAGAGGAUUGGGUUUCUGGGUUAUAGAGCUAAGAUAUGGCUCAAAUUGUGGGAGAAAAUACCUUCUAGCAUUUGGAAACUCCACAACUGCUAUCAAUAUAUUUGGCCGAAGAAAUUCCCCAGGAGAUGGUGGAAGAACCUUUUGAUUGCCUGGGUUAUUGGUUGGAUCCUAGUGUCGUUCUGGACCUUCUGGUACAUGAGCUCUCUGGUGACUGAGAGAAGGAAAGAGGCCAUUGCGAGCAUGUGUGAUGAGCGUGCUAGAAUGCUACAAGACCAGUUCAAUGUCAGUAUGAAUCAUGUUCAGGCUUUAUCCAUUCUUAUUUCAAGCUUUCACCAUGGGAAGAAUCCAUCCUCUAUUGAUCAGGCAACUUUUGCAAAGUAUACAGAGAGAACCACCUUUGAGAGGCCACUUACCAGUGGUGUGGCUUAUGCUGUUAGGGUGCUCCACCCAGAAAGGGAACAAUUUGAGAAACAACAAGGCUGGACUAUUAAGAGGAUGGAUACAAUGGAACAGACGCAGGUUCAGGAGGACGACUAUGCCCCUGAAACCCAGGAUCCAUCUCCCAUUCAAGAAGAAUAUGCCCCAGUUAUCUUUGCACAGGAUACCAUUUCACAUGUGAUUUCUAUUGACAUGCUUUCGGGGAAGGAAGAUCGUGAGAAUGUAUUAAGUGCUAGAGCGUCGGGAAAAGGGGUCCUUACUGCUCCAUUUAGGUUACUCAAAUCAAAUCGCCUUGGUGUCAUACUGACUUUUGCUGUUUACAAGUCAGAGCUCCAGUCAAAUGCAACCCCAAACGAGCGAAUCCAAGCUACUCUUGGGUACAUAGGUGGAGUCUUUGAUGUAGAAUCUCUUGUGGAGAAGUUGCUAUACCAGCUUGCAAGCAAGCAAACCAUCAUUGUGAAUGUUUAUGACACCACUAAUCUCUUGCAUCCAAUUAGCAUGUACGGUUCAGAUGAAGAUAUUGAUGAUGAGAUGUAUCACAUAAGCACCCUGAAUUUUGGUGACCCGAUCAGGAAGCAUGAGAUGCAUUGCAGAUUCAAGCAGAAGCCACCGUGGCCUUGGUUGGCAAUGACAACUUCAAUUGGUGUUCUUGUGAUAGCAUUGCUUUUGGGGCAUAUAAUCCACGCAACAAUAAAUCGUAUUGCCAAAGUGGAGGAUGAUUACCAAAAGAUGAUGGGGCUUAAAAAACAGGCUGAGGCGGCAGAUGUUGCAAAAUCUCAGUUUCUUGCUACUGUUUCCCAUGAGAUCAGAACUCCAAUGAAUGGUGUUCUAGGGAUGUUGCAAAUGCUCAUGGACACCGAUCUAGAUGUAACACAGCAAGAUUAUGUGAGAACAGCACAGGAUAGUGGCAAAGCUCUGGUUUCACUUAUAAACGAGGUUUUAGACCAGGCCAAGAUUGAAUCUGGUAAGCUUGAACUAGAGGCUGUCCGGUUUGAUCUAAGGGCGAUUUUGGAUGAUGUCUUGUCACUUUUCUCUGGGAAGUCUCAAGACAAGGGGAUAGAGUUGGCAGUGUAUAUCUCUGAUCGGAUUCCUGAAAUUAUAAUUGGAGAUCCGGGGAGAUUUAGGCAGAUCCUCACGAAUCUCAUGGGGAAUUCAAUCAAAUUCACUGAGAAAGGACACAUCUUUGUGACCGUUCAUCUUGUUGAGGAGGUGAUAAACUCAAUCGAAGUAGAGACAGAAGUAUCAUCAAAGAACACCUUGAGUGGGUUGCCUGUGGCAGACAGACGGCGCAGCUGGGAAACGCUCAAGAAGUUCAGUCAAGAGGGACGUAUGUGUCCACAGGCUUUCUUGUCAACCUCCUCAGAACUCAUCAGCAUAAUUGUAUCAGUUGAAGAUACGGGUGUGGGCAUCCCUCUUGAAGCCCAGUCUCGUGUUUUUACCCCUUUUAUGCAGGUUGGACCUUCCAUUUCCCGUACCCAUGGGGGAACAGGUAUUGGACUGAGUAUAAGCAAGUGUUUAGUUGGCAUGAUGAACGGGGAGAUUGGAUUCGUCAGUGAACCCCAGAUUGGGUCCACGUUUACAUUCACUGCUGUCUUCACCAAUGGUUGCUCCAAUUUGAAUGAGUACAAAAACCAGCAGAAUAACCAGACCAAGUCUUCGUACUCAGAAUUUCAUGGGACAAUAGCUUUGGUCGUGGACCCUAGACCUGUGAGGGCAAAGGUGACUAGAUAUCAUCUGCAACGGCUUGGGAUUCAAGUUGAAAUAACUUCUGAUCUGAGUGAAGGUUUUGAUGGCAUAGCCUCGAGAACUGCAGUUAUCAACAUGGUCCUUGUUGAGAAAGAAGUGUGGGAUGAGGAUAUGGAUCUCUCAAAUCGCUUUGUUCACAAGUUGAGGAAGAUUGACCUUGUGGAUCCCUCAAAACUGUUGCUUCUGGAAAAUUCCAUCAGUUCUACCAAAACCAGUUCUGCAAAAUCCAGUGGUCAUACCCUGACUAUUAUCUCUAAGCCUCUCAGGGCUAGUAUGCUGGCAGCAUCUCUGCAACGAGCAAUGGGUGCUGCAAACAAGGUCAACUGCCACAACAAAGGGCUCCCUAUUCUCUCUCUCCGCAAUCUUCUUCAUGGGAAGCGUAUUCUUGUUGUAGAUGACAAUAUUGUCAACCUUAGGGUUGCUGCUGCUGCUUUGAAGAAGUAUGGAGCAGAUGUGGAGUGCAGAGACAGUGGGAAAAAGGCAAUUGCAAUGCUUAGACCACCUCACUGCUUUGAUGCCUGCUUCAUGGAUAUUCAGAUGCCAGAAAUGGAUGGGUUUGAAGCUACAAGAAGGAUUCGGGAAAUGGAAAAUGACAUCAACAGUCGUAUUCAGCAUGGAGAAGUAUCUGCGGAAGCUUGCGGAAACAUUUUGGCCUGGCAUGUACCUAUUUUAGCAAUGACUGCAGAUGUCAUUCAGGCUACACACGAGGAGUGCUCUAGGUGUGGUAUGGAUGGCUAUGUAUCUAAACCAUUUGAAGGAGAACAACUGUACAGGGAAGUUAUACGCUUUUUCAAAUCGAACUCAGAUCCACACCCAAGAGCGGGCACUUAAAACAGGCUUGGUGAGGAUGCAAUUACAAAUGGUUAUUCUUCGGGACGCAUUGAGAGGCUUAAAUUGGUAUUUGGUUGUUAUGAAGAGUUUGCGAGGAAAAAAAAAGAUAUACCUGGUUGUUUGCUGGAGUGUGUUUCUGUGUGCAUGAAAUGCUCAACUAUGAUGGGUGGCCUUUCAUCAUCUGGCAUCCAAUGUAAUUGCAGGACCAAUUGGUCUCACUUCCAUUGGAUUCAAUGCCUGGAUAGCAAAUGUACAGGUGAGAUAUCACAAACUCUAAACUGUAUACUGAGGAUUAUAACUGUGAAAGCCAUGGAGUAGAAACCAUAAAGUUGGAUCAAUCAUGGAAGCUUCAGGAUUUACCAGACAAUGACCCCUACCCAUCUGAUAAUGAAGUUGGGAGCACUGGGGAGAUUCUUUUUGGGUUCCCUCUGUAAAUUGAGGGUGUAUUAUAGAGGUUUAUUUCAUACAGGUAUGAUACUUGACAUGCGCUUUUUCAACAAAAGAAGAAUUGAUCAGUGUACAUUACAAAUCCAAUAAAAGAUGAUUGAAGUUUAUUCACAGUAGCCCUUUGUGUAAAAAGAAGAAGAAGAAGAAGAAAAAAAAAAAAAAAAGAAGAAGCGGAAGCUUAGAUCAAACAACGAAUUGUUGUAACAGUCCUUAAUUUCAAUUGAAGUAUUCUCCUGGCAAUGUGAAGUGUUUAUUAUUGGGUAUUAUAAGAAGCAUCUUGUUUUGUUGGCAAAUUUUUCAACAGAAUUUCUCUCAAUGUAUUGUUUUUCUUUGGGUUGAAUUCCUUUUUUAAAAAAACAUGAGAUUAUAAUGCAAAGUACAGAUUUAAUGUUUCGUGUA
Messenger RNA from Macadamia integrifolia, 4850 nucleotides. Its product is annotated as histidine kinase 3-like. NCBI's taxonomy places the organism in Eukaryota, Viridiplantae, Streptophyta, Magnoliopsida, Proteales, Proteaceae. The transcript has 11 exons. Gene Ontology annotation, biological process: phosphorylation; phosphorelay signal transduction system. The record is from RefSeq and is a predicted model, not a curated record. Gene Ontology annotation, molecular function: phosphorelay sensor kinase activity. The coding region runs from base 801 to 4004 and encodes 1067 amino acids.